CCACGGGUGAAUCCAAUAUGGCGGUGUGUGUGUGGAUGAAAUUGUAGUCGUGGCUUGAUUUUCUGCCGAUUCUCCACAGUUGUGUACCGCUUUGCCAUUUUAGGAGAGAGAACUAUAGGAAGUAUCUAUUUUAUAAAGAAUAACUUGUCAAGAUGAUGGAAGAAGUGACGACCACCCCGGAUGACUCCUACGACAGUUUGGAUGAACAAAUGAUGGAUAGACCUAAAGAAAGAUGGGCACCGCUGGGCGCCAUAGCUAGUCCACCACACAUGCAAGCUCAAGAAUCAAGUCAUGUUGAUGCCUAUCAACAAUUACAGAAACUUGAAGAAGAGCAGGAACAGUUGAACACUUCAUUGCUGGCUCUCACCACACAUUUCGCACAAGUCCAAUUUCGCCUUAAGCAGAUUGUUAGUGCUUCUCAAGAUGAAAAGGAGGUUUUACUUAAAGAAUUGGAGAGCUUUGCUUUCCAAGGAUGUCCAGAUGUCAGAGGGUGCACCUCACAAGACGCUCAGAUUCUGGAAGAUUGUAGUGAUAAAGAAAGAGAAAGCAAAAUAGGUGAAAAAAGAGAGAAACAGGUAGAACUUAUCAGCCAACUUAAAAAGCAGCUUGAUGAUUUAGAAACAUAUGCAUACAAGGAAGGGACAGGAGGUAUACCACAGAAUACAGUAUUGGAAAAACAAACCAUUAUUUUAGAAGAACUCAAAGAAAAACUAGAUUUAAAUUUGGAGGAUUUUGAUAAAUUGAGUACUGAAGACCUCAAGAGGACUGUGGAUGCCGCAGUUGGAAAGAUUGUGAAUCCUGCCAAGGUGAAAGAGAUGGUGAUAGACCAGUUGAAAAGUCAAAUUGGAGACUUGGAGAGAUUUAUCUCGUUUCUACAAGGGGAGGCAACAUCACCAGGACCCCUUGGUAAUGAGAACUGUGACUGUGCUGUACAUGGUGGUAAGGGUAAAGAAGAUGGUGUCUCAGAUGACAGUCCUGAAUGCUGUAUAUCCCCACAAAUACAUAAUGGUGACACAGAUAAAUCAAGAGAAAAGAAUAUUCGAGUUUUGAAACGGGCCUUGACAGUAUUACAGUUGGUCGCAGUCACACAGUUUGGAUGUGGAGCAUCAAAGUUACGAGAAAACCCACCACCGGAUAAAAACACAGAAAAAGGAUGCGAAGAGUUGUUAAAAAGGCUGGAGAAAGCAGUUGAUUAUGUGUAUGAGCUAGCUAGAGUGCAUUUACAUGAAGCGCCACCGUCUGAUAAUGAUUAUACAUCUGAUUCAGAAGAGACACCAUGGACUAGACCGUUAGACGAAGUAACGAUCGGAGUUAGAAGGAAAUUAGCUCCUGCACUUCGAGAUCUCUUCCAGCAUGGAUUGAUGAAGAUGAGUAGAAACCGUAGUGUGAUGUUACCGAUAUCAUGCCUGGUACCGAGGGCGUCAAAGGUCUCUACAAAGAUACACGCAUGGGAAGUAUUAGUCGAGUAUUAUGAAAUGAAAAAUGGACUGCGGUACACGUCAUCACCAGCCAGGAAGUUGUCACAGUCAUUUAAGUUGGAUAUAAUAGGUGGUGCUGCCAUUACAGGUAAACAGACUCUUUUGACUGCCAUCGACAGUGUCAGAGCAUCUCAUGAACCGCUGAAAAGAAGCCUGGACUCGCAAUUCAAGGCAUUUGUGUGUGAAGGUCUCAAUGAACACAAGUUAGCCACUUGGUGCCGACUUUUAGCCAGGACUCCAUCUAUUAUAGAUAUGCACUAUACGUCAUGGAGUUACAUGCAGAAAACAGGAUUUGAGAAAGCCAUACAGCAGCUGGAUCGACUAACACCUCUCAAUUUUUACUUGCCAAGCGACUUGGCCAUCAGGCAGUUUCACAAUAUCAGGGAUGCCUUUUGAUGAAGAAGAAAAAAAAAAGGAAAAAAAGUCUGCUGCCAAAAAUAUUGACUAUUUACUAAUGACGACUAUGGACUUCCACUUGAGUACUUUGCAAAUGAUAUAUUUUAAUCUAAACAAUCAUUGUCUGAUUAUGUGUUUAGUGCACUUGAUCUUGAAUUUGCGUUUACAAUGUGAAUGGUGACACAUGCUGUGUAUUGUCUAUAAAGGCAAUAUCUUGAAGUAUAUACUAUUGUUAUCGAUUACAGUAAAUGCUGUUCAGAUCAUCUGCCUCCAACACUGACGACCAAGAUGCCAGCAACAUUCCUAUAUAAGUGAUGCUGGCAUUUUGGUGGUCACUGUGCAUUUAUUGCUGCUAUGUAUAUUGUACUGUGUAAUAUAUUUGUUGUGUUAGUGUUUAUAAAUCAUGUAACAGUCAGGUCUGUAAAAUCUUGUCAAGCUAAUCUGGAUUACCGUAAAAUGAACUGAUUUGUAAAUUUUGAAAGUUUUUUUUUUGUUUCAGAGGCCUGUUCUAUGCAGAAAUGCAUAUAAAAAUGAAUUGUAAAAUAGUCAAAUCAAAACUUUCCUCCUGGUCUCUUCUGCUCCACCACUCUAUUAUGUUAAUGUGGCCUGACUUGGUGAUGCUGCAAUUAAAAAUGUACCAAGUUUAUGUCAAUGGGUGGUCGAAAGAUAAAUAAUUUUAUGACAUUGAUUUCAAUAAAUCAAGUUCAAAUCAUGUUUUAAGUAAAUACUGUACAGUACAUUUGGAAACACAUGUGUGUAUAUAUAUGUAUAAGAGUAGUCGUAUUCAAAUUUACUUGAUGUAUGUUAAUAGACUAACACAUUAUGUCAUUCAAGUUGCAAUAACCAAUCAAAACACACAAAAAAUCACUCCUUUCUUUAAAUUUAGGGGGAGCUGUAUCUGUAUACAAACGCACAUGUUCUACUGAAAACAAUAUUGUAACAAUAUAUCAGCCAACAGUUUUAUGAAAUUUCAAAUCAAAACUAUCUAAUUUAUUUAAGAUUAUAAACUAUAUAAUUUAUUUCAGAUUACAUAGUUUAACUGUUUUAAUGCAUGAAUGGCUUUAUUAUUUUCUAUUUCAACAGACUGCCAAACGUCAGACAGAAAUCUAAAUGCCAUACCUCAGUCUAAAAUGCUUUUGAAUAUAGCUUCUUAUUUUUCUUUUUUUACUUGCAAUGCUAAUGUUUGCCUAUCAGACACAGAUUGACUUAACAGGGUUAAAUAGGGGUAAAGCAAUAUCAUAUAUACAUCACAACUUCUGUGCCAUCUUCAGAAAAAAAAAACAUUCAAAUAUGAUGUAUUUAUUUUUAAUUUGUUUUCAAGUGCAAUCAAUGUGUGGAUCAGUGUUCUAGUUAUUUCUCAAAAUUUACCUCAUGAAACAUCUACUAUGACUGAAUGCUGAUAUAUUUUAUGUUAGUUAAACACUUAAUAAAUACAUGUGCAUUAUAUUGGUUGACAGCAUUAUCAUUUAUUUAGAAGCAACUGAGAGAGUUACUACUUCAGUGGAAUGAUUGCUAAGACAGAAUUCGCAUGCAGUUGCAUAUCAAAUUUAGUUUGAGUGGUAUGUUGAGUACUGUAUAUUCCAGCUAUCAGAUAGAGGAGUGAGGGUUUCAGUUUUCAAAAUAAUGAUGAUUUAGCAUGUUGUAAUAGUGCUCCUCGGCUAAAAAUCUUUCUGUUAACACUUUUAUUUGGUAUUUAGUUUUUCAAUGUCAUUAUGAAUCUCAGAAUUAUCUGAUUACAUAUCAUCAAUGUUAAUUUAUGUUACCCAUAGAUCUUUUGUUUUUACUUGUACGUUUAUAUCAUAGAAACAUGCUAUAUAAAGUUAUUUUAUUAUUUUACGCUCAUACUGCCAUUUUUGUUAGCUACAUCCUGGUCUUUCAGAUGCUUAUAAAAGCCCCCUCAUGUGAUUUACUAUUGUCAUGACUGUAGAUUGCUUUAUUUUGGGUUUUGAAAAUAUUUUUUGUUUCUGUAGUUUACUCAAAACUUAUUACAAAUCAUUGAAAGGCAGUAAAAGCAACAUAAUGAUUUCCGAGAAAUAAUUUACAGCUAGACAUUGAGUGUUCUACAGUAAUGUAUAUAUUAACACUGAGAACUUCAAACUACAGAUAUAAUUGUGAAGUCUUUAUAUAGUAAAAUUUAUUAUUAUUUUUUUGUAGUUAUUUAUAUUUUAGACAAGAUACAAAAACUGGUGUUGCUUGUUUAAAGUGCAAACUGAUAGUUUUAUGUGCAAUAUAAAUAAACUUAAGAAUU
This is a messenger RNA of Saccoglossus kowalevskii, 4122 nucleotides long. RefSeq names its product RUN domain-containing protein 1-like. NCBI's taxonomy places the organism in Eukaryota, Metazoa, Hemichordata, Enteropneusta, Harrimaniidae. The record is from RefSeq and is a predicted model, not a curated record.